Molecule: messenger RNA, 1560 nt
Organism: Caenorhabditis bovis
Lineage: Eukaryota; Metazoa; Nematoda; Chromadorea; Rhabditida; Rhabditidae
Source: the annotation of a GenBank genome assembly
AUGAGACAUUUUCCUCCAAGAGGAUCGAUUGCUAGCGAUGAUUCUCAAGCGCCUCUUAUUGAUGAGUCACCCAAGAUCAUGCCUUCGGUAGCGAUUCACAUAUUGUCUAUAGCACUGUGUCUGUCGUCUGGAUUCCAGCAAGGAUACAUCGCAUCAGUUCUCAAUCAACCAUACGCUCAAAUUGAGCAGUUCAUUAAUGAGUCAUGGAUUGAAAGGACUGGAGAACCCAUAUCAGAUGCCACAUUACAUAUACUGUGGUCACUUCUCAAUGUCUGCUUUCCAAUUGCUACUAUAUUCGGCCAAUUUCUCGCCGGAUGGAUGUGUGCCAAAUUUGGCCGAAAACACACAGCCUUAAUAGCAUCGUUUCUUUAUAUACCCGGCGCAUUAAUGUGUGCUGCUGCCAAAUGGUUCUUCCCGGCUUUUGAAUUACUGUUCUUCGGUCGAAUUAUUUGGUCUCUCGCGAAUGGAGUGAAUACAGUCAACGCGACCGUUUGGAUUGUCGAGUGCGCUCCACCGCAAAUUCGAGGUCGAAUGGCAGCAAUGCAAGAAUUUUUCAUGGCUUUAGGUUCUCUGCUAACCCAGGCUGUGGGAGUUCCGUUUUCAACAGACGAACUCUGGCCUUACAAUUUUCUUCCGAACUGCGCGGUUGUUCUUGUCUCAAUGGCAAUGUUUUCUAUGGUCGCUGAAUCUCCUCAAUUUAUAAUGGAGAAAUAUAACGAUGUUGAUCGAGCUAGAAGAGCUCUUGCUCAAUACCACGGAGUGAAUGAAGACGAUCCAUCGGUUGAAUCUGAAAUGCGCAUUUGCGAACAGAGUCUGAGCAAAUCGCCAGGAAAGAAAACCGCCAGUGGAAUUGAAUGCGAAUUCACCGGAAUGCAGAUCAUGUUUAUGCCGUGGAAAGCCAAAGAUGCCACAUCUCGACUUAUUCGAUAUUGCGCAUGGAUUGGAGUGAUGGUCAAGAUUGCCUACGUGUUCUCAGGGGCCCGAUCCCUUCGCGGUUACAGUACUUUCAUAUUGUACACUCUUUCGCACUUCACCUACUCGCAGUCCACGUGGCUCUCGUUUGCAACAGGACUUAUUCGCCUUCCCUUUACCCUUGUUCCAGUGUUUUUGGUUGAUCGACUGGGCAGACGUCCUUUGAUUGUCGUCUCAAUGAUGGUCUCUUUCAUUUCUUUAUUAGUCAUGAUUGUGGCCAUCGAUUUGAACGGAGACUUCAAGUACGCUACAUUCGUUGCUCUCACUGCUCUUCUACUUGUGAAUACUUGCGGAAUCGGAUCAGUGUCGAGAUUCUACGCGGCUGAACUCGUGCCAAGAAAUCUUCUGCUUUCUUCAGUUUCCACAUUAACAAUGUUCGAGGCUUUAACCAAAAUCGCUGUAGAAUUCGCGUUUUAUCCAACAGCCAAUGUGAUCGGCGCUCAGGCUCUCCUUCUCUUUUUGAUUCCAACCGGAAUUUUCACGGUAAUGUGCUACUUUAUGUGUCCCGAAACAAGUCGAAUGACAGUGAAUGAGGUUUUAAACAAUGUUGCUGCGAAGAAGAAAAUGGGCGUUUCGUUCCCAAUGUGA